Phlebotomus papatasi is the source of this 3689-nucleotide messenger RNA. It is a transcript of the gene cu, whose product is annotated as nocturnin. Lineage: Eukaryota; Metazoa; Arthropoda; Insecta; Diptera; Psychodidae. The record is from RefSeq and is a predicted model, not a curated record. Bases 1779 to 3365 code for a protein of 528 amino acids. The transcript has 3 exons. Gene Ontology annotation, molecular function: poly(A)-specific ribonuclease activity. Gene Ontology annotation, biological process: circadian rhythm.
UUGAUUUUUGACAAGAAUGUAGGUGGCGCGCAAAUCGUUACUGUCAAAAUGGAGAGUAAUUCCCAAUUUCUACUGGAAAUCUCCCUCUUGUGCAAAGUUUAACAGUUCAGCAGUUGCCUACAGAGACAAUUAAACCAUCUAUGUCUUUGGAAUCAAUAAGUUCUUCUCAUGAGGAUAUUUUACCUUUGUCUAAUUUUUAAAAAAUGAAAUUUGUAAAUUAAAAUGAAAUUUGUAAAUUUUUUUUGAGAUAGCAUUAAUGGGUGCCUUCCCUCUACAAACUUCAGUGCCAAAAAAUGUAUGAAUCAACUCACAACAAAAUAAUGAGAGUAUUUUACCGCCAUUUAGUAGAUGUUGGAAAAAAAAUGUAACAAAAUUUAAUAAGCGUUGAGAUGAUGAUUUUUCUUAAUGCUAUCAUGAUUAAUUAGACUUAUUACUGAGAAAUUAAAUCACAAUUUUUAUGCUUUCAACCUUGCGAUAAAAACAGAUUGACGCAAAAUAUUUUUUUUCGGUUUUAAGACACCAAUUAGUGGAAUACGGGGGAAAAUUUUAUUUCACCUGCUGUGAAUACUAAAAAAAAGGUGCGAAAUGCUGUAUUUUCAUUCAAGCAAAGAACCACGCAGAGACAAUUCUAUUGUCCGCUCUUUUCGUAAACUCGGGAGAAAAGUUUAGCUAAUGUUUGUAAAUAAUGUUGUAUUUGGAUUUCUUAUCACGUACCUCGAGGUCCACAAAUGCGAAGGGAGGGGAAGCAUUUUUCCUUAGUUGCAAGCGCAUUUUUUUUUGGAUGGUAGGAAAAAAAAGUGUUGAGCUUUAUAGGUGGUCACACGUUGCUAACCUCAUGCGGAGGAGGGAAAGUGCUAAUUUUGAAUUAUAAAAAAAAAAUUGCAUAUCUGGUGAAUUGCAGAGUGUUGCUAAUAAAUGGUUUUUGGCACAUCUUUUUGCCUGGAAAUUGACAUAAAGUAUAUAUCAGUGUGUGGACUCUCUCAUAUUAAAACGAUCUUGAGAGAUUUUUGUACGAGAAGCUCACAUAUACGUGAGCCAAUAAAAAACCUCACAAGACGUCAGACUCCGAAGCCUGAGAUUCUAUAUAAAAGAUCCGAUCGACUCAGUGGCAAUAAUCAGUAACACGUUACCUUUUGUCUCGAGAACCAUCUCUCAUGAGGAAGGAGAUUUCUGUAUGGUUUUUUUUCUUGACUUUGUGAUCAUCUCGUGAGUUCGGAGUACUCUUGGUUCUAUUUUUGGACUAAAAGAAAAAUCUUUCGAGACUUUUUUUUAAAGAAUUUUUCCACUGGAUUUUUCCCAAAAGGAAAUUCCUCAAAAUAAAUUAAUUUAAAUUUUUGCAAAAAGUGAUCGUGCAAGUGACUUGAUCAUCGGGACUGUGAUUUUCACAAAAACGUGUAUUUUAUGAAGCAUAAGACACAAAAAAAAAGAAUUACCAUCUUGGAAGCAUCCCAACUUUAAUACUAAUCUUCCAAUCUCACAAGUUUCAUUUGUGUUUAUUUUGCAUCGAAAAGUGAAUAUACCAAGUGUUGAAGCUGUAUAAAAAAAAACAACACGCGAAAAUUACAAUAAAACGUAAACAAGUCGUGAUUUUUGCAAAAUAGCAAUUUUCUUAUAUCAAACAAUAACUUUUAAGUGGCACUGAAGGUGAUCUUUUCCCCUGGUGGAAUUGUCUGGGAAAUCACCUCCAAUCAUCGGGUUGUAGUGUGCAAUCUGUUUUUUUUUUCGAGGGAAAAUUGAAAAAAUUAUAGACCCAAGUGAUCAGUUAGACGGGUUAGGUAAUGGAGACACUGGUGAGAAAAUCUCACCAUCAGAGACAACCUUCUCUGGGGAAAUCAAUGCCAAUGUCAUCGCUGAUCAUUGAUCUCAAUGGAAGUAAAAAUAUCAGUAUUUCACAAGAUGGACGAUCACCGGAUCAUGAGGCCGCCAUCCUCUUUCCGGUUGCCGAGGAACCAGAGUGUGGUGAUCUCUUGAGGGUCGAUCUGAUGAAUCCUAAAUUGGCCGAAGCCAUCUCAAAGACAUCCAUGCUCACAUCACCGGCUGCACGGAGGCGACUUGUGGCCAGAAAAAUGGAAAUGGAUGCCAAUGCGUACAUUUCUGGUCAUCAAGAUGACCUGGAUUAUGUCCCACCCCGUGAUCUUCUCGUCUAUCUCGUUAGAAUGGGCUCUUUCAAUUCAACGCCCAAGUUCAACAAUGAAGAUAACCAGGAUGAUGACGUAGAGAUCCCCACAGGACUCACCACAACUGAUCUAUUGCAUCACUGUCGCAUAAUGCGUGGUGAUCAGCGUCCACAGUUGCUCAUGCGGUAUUUCCUGAAUCCCACAGAUCGCUGCUUUGCCUCCCAGGACAUAGCCAAUGGAAUGAGGGUCCUGAAUUUGGAUGAUGUUUCAAAGAUCUGUAGUGCACCAGUAUCUUCCCCGCGUCACAUCCGCAUCCUCCAGUGGAACGUCCUGUCACAGUCCCUUGGUCAGAAGAAUGAUGGCUUCGUCAAUUGUCCCGAUGAAGCUCUGACAUGGGAGUGUCGUAAAUAUCAAAUAGUCCAGGAAAUCGUUCAGAACGAUCCGGAUGUGGUGUGCCUGCAGGAGGUGGAUCACUUCAAGUUCCUCCAGAUGACGUUGGGUAGUCAGAACUACGAAGGCGUCUUCUUUCCCAAACCCGAUUCCCCGUGCCUCUAUGUACAGUCCAACAAUGGACCCGAUGGAUGUGCCAUCUUCUACAAGAAAAACAAAUUUGAUCUCGUCAACUAUGCCACCAGAAUUCUCCAAGUGUGGCGAGUUCAGAGCAACCAGGUGGCCAUUGCGGCUAUCCUGCGAAUUCGACAGACCGGAAAAGAGAUUUGCGUGGGUACGACCCAUCUAAAGGCUCGCCAUAGUGCUCUGUUGUCGAAGUUACGGAAUGAACAGGGCAAGGAUCUCCUGCGCUUCAUGUCCGAAGUAGCAGGAAACAGACCAAUCAUCCUCUCCGGGGACUUCAAUGCAGAGCCCGUGGAACCUGUCUACAGUACAAUUCUCAAUUUCGUACCGCUGGGAUUGUCCAGUGCCUAUGCUGAUGCUCUGGAAGAGGACUCCAGUCUUCCCACCACAGAUACCCACACAGAUUGCCAUCGCAGUGAGGACAGUUUCACGAGGCCAGAGCUGUCAGCCCGGCGGGAACCACCCUACACAACGUGGAAGAUACGAGAGGACGGAGAGGUCUGUCACACCAUCGACUACGUCUUCUAUUCCAAAGAUAAAAUGAAGGUUAACAAUUGCCUCAUGUUCCCCCAAGAUAAUGAAAUUGGAAAGGAUCGGGUGCCAAGUUUCCAGUAUCCUUCCGAUCAUUUCUCUCUCGUGUGCGACUUUGAGUUCCAGAAUGACGAAGCCCAUUGAUCACGAGGAGAAAGCCCAGCUUAAUCCAUGGUGAAGGAUUUUCCAAAUAAUAAAGUUGAAGGGACGCUAUUCAACUGUUUGAAAUCACUCAAAAGUGGAGAUUAUUGAAUUUAGAAAAAAAGGAAAUGUCGCAGGUUCAGAAGAUAUUGCGCAGGAUUUAUGUGAUUUUCAGGCAAAACAUAAUGAAUUCUUUCAAAAGCUUCUGUAAAUACAAAACUACUUGGAAUAUUUAUUAUUUUGAUAUGAACUGGAGAAAGAAAUGUUAAUUAAGAGGAUUGUUGGAGAGAAGAAAUAAAUUAUUUUUCUAUGAAAAAAAAUAACAAA